AAAUUAGGGUAUUUUAAUACUAAUCUAUAUACACACACAUCGUUGCUAACUUUUCAAAACCCCUACACCACAGUCUUUGCUUUCUUCCGUUGAAUCAAAGAGAACAAUCUUCACCAUUCACAAGUGAUUUGUGGUGAAAAUUAGAUUUCUGGGCUGAUUUUGAGUAAUUAGGUGAAGUUUUUGGGGUGUUUGUGAAGUAGAUUGUGUGAAUUGGAUUGGACCAUUAAUUUGCUUGUAGUUUGGUUUGAUAUAAGGUGAGUUGAAAUGAGUGUGGUAGGGUUUGACAUUGGUAAUGAGAACUGUGUUAUUGCUGUGGCAAAGCAUCGCGGGAUUGAUGUUUUGUUGAAUGAUGAAUCAAAGCGGGAAACCCCUGCUGUUGUCUGCUUUGGCGAGAAGCAGCGGUUUUUAGGGUCUGCUGGUGCUGCUUCGGCUAUGAUGCACCCAAAGUCAACCAUAUCGCAAGUGAAGAGAUUUAUAGGCAGGAAAUUUCUGGAUCCUGAUAUGGAAAAGGAUCUGAAAAUGCUCCCUCUUGAAACUUCUGAAGGGCCAGACGGUGGCGUUUUGAUUCAUUUGAAAUACUUGGAUGGGAUUCAUACGUUUACACCAGUUCAAAUAAUGUCUAUGCUCUUUGCUCACUUGAAGACUAUGACAGAAAAAGAUUUGGAGGCACCCAUCUCGGAUUGUGUUAUUGGUAUCCCAUCAUACUUCACCGACUUGCAGAGACGGGCAUAUCUUGAUGCGGCAAUAAUUGCUGGGUUGAAGCCUUUGAGACUGAUACAUGACUGUACUGCAACUGCCCUUAGUUAUGGAAUUUACAAAACAAAUUUUAACAGCGAUGGUCCAAGUUAUGUUGCAUUUAUUGACAUUGGUCAAUGCGACACUCAGGUCUGCAUUGCAGCGUUUGAGUUUGGGCAAAUGAGGAUACUUUCACAUGCUUUUGACAGGAGCUUAGGGGGUAGGGACUUUGACGAGGUUCUGUUUACUCAUUUUGCUGAAAAAUUCAAGGAACAGUACAAAAUUGACGUGUAUUCUAAUGCCAAGGCUUGCAUUAGGCUGCGUGCUGCAUGUGAGAAAUUGAAGAAAGUUUUGAGUGCAAAUCCAGAGGCACCGCUGAAUAUCGAGUGUCUGAUGGAUGAGAAAGAUGUUAAGGGUUUUAUAACAAGGGAAGAAUUUGAGAAUCUUGCAUCUGGAUUAUUGGAGAGAAUUUCAACACCUUGCAAAGAAGCAUUAAUUGAAGCAGGCUUGGAUGCAGAGAAGAUUUCUUCUGUGGAGCUAGUUGGUUCAGGUUCUAGGAUUCCAGCAGUAAGUACAUUAUUAUCUUCUUUAUUCAAGAGAGAACCGAGCCGAAAGUUGAAUGCAAGUGAGUGUGUAGCUCGUGGUUGUGCUCUACAGUGUGCUAUGCUCAGUCCCACAUACCGUGUGCGAGAAUACGAGGUCCAAGAUAUUAGUCCUUUUUCAUAUGGACUUGAAUCAGAUAAAGUUCGUGGUGUACUUUUCCCAAAAGGCCAUCUCCUUCCAAGUACUGUGGUCAUAAAAUUCCAGCAAACUGAUUCGAUCCAUUUGGAAGCUUUCUAUGCAAAUGAACAUGAACUACCACCUGGAACAUCUCCAAAAAUUAGUUCCUUCACGAUUGGUCCUUUGCCUGGAUCUCAAGGUAGUAAGGCAAAAGUUAAAGUUCGAGCUCAACUAAAUCUGCAUGGCAUUUUCAGUAUUGAUUCAGCUACAUUGAUCAAGGAUCACACGGAUGAUCAUCAUUCAAAUUUUGAUGCAAUGGAUGUUGAUCCUAAGUCCGAGACCUCAGAUAGUACCAGUUCUGUUGCCAAUGGCGCUGAAGAAAGUACCAAUAAGCGUGAUUCUCCACAAAGUUAUGCAGAUUGUCUAAGAAAAGAUAAGGCAAACAGAAGGAUUCCUAUUGCAGUGAAUGAGAAUAUCUAUGGUGGAAUGACAAUGAAAGAGAUUUCUGAAGCCCAUGAAAAAGAACUCCAGUUAGCUCAACAGGACAGAGCUGUGGAGCUAACCAAAGAAAAGAAGAACACCUUGGAGUCCUAUGUAUAUGAGACGAGGAGUAAGCUCUUCAACACAUAUCGGAGCUUUGCUAGUGACCAAGAGAGGGAUGUCAUAUCUAGGAGUUUGCAAGAGACUGAGGAUUGGCUUUAUGAGGACGGUGAUGAUGAAACUGAACACGCUUAUACCUCAAAACUAGAAGAUCUGAAAAAGCUGGUGGAUCCAAUUGAGAUUCGGUACAAAGAUGAUGAAGAAAGAACACAAGCUAUAAAUGAUUUAUCAAAAGUCAUUUCAGAUAUUCGCAAGUUUGCAGAUUCCGUUCCACCCCAGGAAAAAGAACAGAUGAUUGAUAUUAGCAAUAAAGCAGAGCAUUGGCUAACAGAGAAGGUGCAACAGCAAGAAUCUUAUCCUAAGAAUGUCGACCCAAUAUUAUGGUCAAGUCAUAUUAAGAGCGCAAUAGAGGAGCUAAGCAGAGGAAUGGACAACAUAGUGAAAUCCAGGACAACUUCAGAAGACGAAGAUGAGAAAGACAAGUCAAAAGACGAAGAUGACAAAGACAAGAUGGAUUCUUCCAAUCAUUCUUGAAUUACAUUGAUGGGGCGCAAGCAAAAUUAAUGACAUAAGUUUUCAUCACUGAUGAUACCUUCUGACAAGUAUAGAAAAAAUAAUUCUUGCAUUUUCAUUCAGUUCUCACUUUCCCCCUCCUCUGCACUCAGAUUUGAAUGAGGCUAAUUUAAGUACAUAAAGUGAUUGACAAGCAUUUGUUCUUCCAAGGUUUCUAGAGAUUUUUAAUUUUUGAUGUUUUCACUAAUAUUUUCUGAUGUUAUAUGGUUUCUUCAAAUGAAUCAAAUAGGUUAUGCUUAAGUGGUAAAAAUGCUAGAUUUAUGUACGUAGUAUAUGGCACUUAUUUCUGCAUUGUGCUAAAAAUUCACAAAAUUUAUUGGUCUGUUUGGGUAGCAUAACUUUUAUUACUUCA
This is a messenger RNA of Medicago truncatula (barrel medic), 2980 nucleotides long. RefSeq names its product heat shock 70 kDa protein 16. Gene Ontology annotation, cellular component: cytosol; nucleus. Lineage: Eukaryota; Viridiplantae; Streptophyta; Magnoliopsida; Fabales; Fabaceae. The record is from RefSeq and is a predicted model, not a curated record. The coding region runs from base 265 to 2589 and encodes 774 amino acids. Gene Ontology annotation, molecular function: ATP-dependent protein folding chaperone; ATP binding. The transcript is spliced from 10 exons. Gene Ontology annotation, biological process: protein folding.